Molecule: messenger RNA, 246 nt
Organism: Paramecium pentaurelia
Lineage: Eukaryota; Ciliophora; Oligohymenophorea; Peniculida; Parameciidae
Source: the annotation of a GenBank genome assembly
UCAUGAUGUAUUUCUAACCAAUCGAGGAAUAUUAGAUUGGUGAAGAAUAUUAUAAGUAAUAUUAUGUUAUCAAUAUUUGGUUGUCCUUGUUAUAAAAUAUCAAAUAUCUCUCAACUACAGGUUAAUCUACAAAUUUCGUUUUAACAAUUGUAAUAUAUAUUUAUAUUCUAGGAUUUGAUGAGUAAAAAAAGAGAAACCAGAAUAUUUAACCUUAAGAGGAGCAACUAUAAUAUCAUAAUUAAAUGA